Thelazia callipaeda (thelaziosis nematode) is the source of this 963-nucleotide messenger RNA. Lineage: Eukaryota; Metazoa; Nematoda; Chromadorea; Rhabditida; Thelaziidae. The record is from the annotation of a GenBank genome assembly.
AUGGGAACGCUAAGUGUGCAGCCACCUACAGGUACCACGCGUAAUCUCACCGAAGUAUUUAUUCUUUUACGUAAUAAUGCACAACAGAGCAAAUUCGUGUAUGCUAAUAAUAUUUCAAAUAUUGCUGAUGAGAAGUUAUCGCUAGUUACACUGGAUGAAGAAAAUGGGACAGUUCAAGUGUCUGGUUCUAGUCGUGUACCACCUGAAUGGAUUAAUUAUCUUGAUGAAGCACAGUAUGAAAUAACAAGGAUACGAUCACGUCUAAAACGAAUUCGGGAAAUGCAACAGAAUCAUAUAUCUAAAUCAAGUUUUGUAGAAGACUCAGAAGCACAAACAGAAAUAGAUGAAAGUACUGAUGAAAUCACAAAAAUGUUUACUCAUUGCCAACGUUUGAUUGACUUUAUUGAAAAAGCAAACAUCUUCGAAAGCUUUCAACAGUCUCAGCUGCGUAAAAAUGUAGUUUUGUCAUUGCGGCUGGUAUUGAGUUAUUUGGCUGGAGAUUUCAGAACAAAUCAGGCAAAGUUUCUAAAACAAAUUGAAGCUCGCAAAGAAAUUGUGAAUUCGUAUUUGCUUGCUUCUAGUGAUUGGGUAAACACAGAAGUACUCGACGACGCACCGAUUGAUGAAUCACGAGAUGGUCUUACGAUGGAACAAAUACAGUUGCUGUUGCAAAAUGCUGAUAUGGUCAAAGAACGUGAACAUGAUGUUAUGAGCGUCAGUAAAUCAAUUGUUGAAUUAAAUUCUUUAUUCAAGGAUCUCGCUUCUAUGGUUGUUGAUCAAGGGACUAUUUUGGAUCGGAUUGAUUACAAUGUUGAACAAGCAACGUUAAAAGUUAAAUCGGCUUUAUCGAGUGUUCAACGAGCUGAAAGGUAUCAGCGAAAUGACAAGAAAAUGUAUUGUAUUUUUAUUUUAUCGGUUGCAAUCAUUGUUUUGCUAGUUCUUCUAAUAAUUGUUAAAACUUGA